AUGCCACCGCGAAAGCGCCCGGCGCCGCCGCCGGAGGAGCCCUCCCCUUCCUCGAAGCCUCAACCUGACGCACAGCCGUCCGAACCCUCCAAACCCUCCCCCGAUUCCGAGCAGCCGACCAUCUCGGCGACGAUCCUCGCCCAACUGCCCUCCCAGGAGCGCCUGGCAUACAAGCUCAUCUUCGAGGCGGGCAACAAGGGCAUGUGGAUGCUGGACAUCCGCAAGAAGUUGUUGAUGGGCCCCAACAUCGCCACCAAGGUCGUGCGCACCCUCGUUACGCAGGGGCUCAUCAAGGAGGUCAGCGAUGUGCGCCACCGCAGCAGGAAGAUCUUCAUGGCCACCGACUUCCAGCCCUCCGUCGAGAUCACCGGCGGCACCUGGUACCACAACGGCCGCCUGGACACUGACGCCGUAACCACUGCGCGCCGCUGCUGCCAAGCGCAGGUCGAGAGGCUCGGCGCCGCAACCGCGCAGAUGAUCCACCACGGCAUUCUGAAGGACGAUCCGAGGGCCGGGUACACUAUCGACAAGAUCAGGGAUAUCAUCAAGACCAUGGUUCUCGACAAGGUCCUCGAGGAGGUCAAGAGCACCGGCACGGGGGAGUUCACGACCGUCAGGGCCGGCACAAUGUGCUACCGGCUGGUGACUGGGGCUCCGCAGGGAGGGAUGAUGGAGGGAAUUCCUUGUGGGGUUUGCCCCAGGAUUGAUGAGUGCUCGCCGGAGGGGAUCAUCUCACCGAGCACCUGCGUUUACUACAAGAAGUGGCUGCAGAUGGACUUCUAG
Miscanthus lutarioriparius is the source of this 783-nucleotide messenger RNA. The record is from the annotation of a GenBank genome assembly. NCBI's taxonomy places the organism in Eukaryota, Viridiplantae, Streptophyta, Magnoliopsida, Poales, Poaceae.